AUGGAUGAGAAAGACUCGCUACGGCUUGCAGAUUUUGAAGAAAGGCAGAGGUUGAAAGACUUCGAAGACCGCCUUAUGGACAUACUCCUUAUAUUCGAUGCAACCCGUGACACUAUUACAUCCUUUCUUGAUAGGUAUCAAGAAUUCUGUAUUGGCUGUGGUAGUACAUCGGAUGAUGGUGGUAGGAUGGGGUCUGACUUUAUAGUUUGUGCUCUUCAGGAGAGGCAAAAAGAUGUCCAUUCCAGCCGGAACAAAGUGAAGAUCUUGCACAAAAAGGUCCAAGGAACGGCAAACUUACUAUCGAGUUUGCUGGACCAUGGGAAUGGAUCCUCCCUCAAGCAGCUUGCAGAGGAAGCCAGGAAAGAGAACAUCGCGAUGCGGCAACUCACAGAGAAAAGCACGAAAGAUGCUGCAGCAGUCAAAGUACUUACCAUCAUCACGUUGAUUUACCUACCCGCGACGGUCGUAUCAAACAAAAAUAAAGUGUUGUCACCCGUUAGUUCUGCGUCUGUUCAGCGAACAGCAUCUUUCACAAUGCAAGAGGCGCCUUACGGUAAUGCGAGAGAUCCAAAUGGUGAACCUUUUGCAGAACCGUCGGAGCCGUUCAGUCGGGCGCCUUAUGACAAUAACAGCAUUGCGGAACAGACUGCUGCCUCAACUGGGCCUCAAAUUGUGUUACAUCGAUCCGAAGGACUUGAAGAACCCUGGAGACCCGCAAUACAAAGCUCUCAUAGUCUAGGAAGAUCUCACUCGUCGGAGGACACGUCUUCCCGCGAAAGCCUUGACCUAGAUGCUCCGGCCGUCGGCGAUCCUCCGGACGCUUUCGACAUACCCAAGAGCAUCAAGUGCUUUUUCCAUAUCACUUUCGACGGGUCUACGGCUCCUGUUGCGGCCAACAGCUCGGCCAUUGAUUACACGGACCCCAACAGCUAUCAAGAAGUUGAGAAGAUCGCAUUAGAUCACGCCAGAGGAGCCCCCGUGGCUAAACAAAUAAACUUCAAAUAUGGAAAUUGCACGGUCAUUGGCGACCACGUCGAGAAGACUGGUCUCCCACUAACAACCCGGGAGGAUUGGGACGGUGUUUGCGCAAUUCUGGUGAAUUAUUGGAGAUCGGACCCUCAGCGGACACUUCGUGUCAACAUCUUUCGGGACUAUUUCUCCUACCGCAGUCGAGCCACCAGCGAGGCAUCUUUGGCGGCCACCAAGCGUCAGGAAAUUCAUAGUCUGAUCAAGUACGCUUCGGAAGAUAAGCAGUACAUUCCACGCACGGCUCUCAUGAGGUUCAACUCCCUAGAGAACAUUCGCGAGAUCAUCAUCCAAGACAAUCGUCUGGACAUGGCACCUGAAGAGAAAGAACACUUCAUACAAAUCGUGCACUCAAUUGCCCCCCGGCUACUAGCGCUGUGUGUAUAUGCUAAGUUGAAGAUGGAGUGCCUCAACAUACUUCUGGCAAAACGUUUUAGCGAUGCAAAUCUGCCUCAGCAACGUCAGGACUGUUGUCACGACAAGUGUGCGCCUGAUUUCGCCCUCUUGUUGAGCAUGCGGGGGUGCUUCACGGCGGCUCGAUUUGAUAACGUCGGCGAGCACCAGAACUUCCAUCGCAGUGAUGUCAUACCAAUAAACUUCAUACCGGUAGAAGAAGACCAAGACGAGGUUAUGAAGGCAGGUCGUCAGAGGGACCUGGAAAAAGGGAUAGGAAACACUUCACGCGUAGCAGACGAGGCUAAGAAGAACCCCGACCAUCACAGACUUUUGAAGAACAAAGAAGCCGACUUUGCGCUAAAAGAAUUCAAGGACCGGCCGCCCAGAGUCGACGACGACUUCCAACGGGAGCUGAAAGUCUUAGACGAGCUUAGCAAAUACCCACUUCGACACAUUGUCACGCAUCGAGCGACUUGGACGCAGGAAGGCAGGUACUACAUGUUGUUCCCAUAUGCACAAUGCAACCUACGCCAAUACAUGGAGUGGAUACGAUUUGGUGCUCCAAAAAAGGAGAAUAUAAUGUGGCUCUUACGACAAUUCCGUGGCUUGGCGGAGGCACUCAAAGAUAUUCACAAUUUGUCUGGUGCAGGCGAUUUACAGUCAGCGCCGAAUCUUGUUACUCAUUCUGGAGGUGAUCGGAAAGCGGGAUAUCAUCAUGACCUCAAGCCCGAGAACAUACUUUUCUACAAGGUUUCUGGCAACUUUGAAAUAUCCGACUUUGGGUCUAGCAAAGUACAUUCAUAUCGCUCAGGGAGUCAUAAUACUAAAUCGGGUCAUGGAACGGUUACCUAUGAGCCGCCGGAAGCAGCAGGUGAAACAUCACGACCUUACGACGUGUGGUCUCUUGGAUGUGUGUUCCUGGAAAUCCUCAUCUGGGCCGUCUUGGGCUUCCCAUCCGUCAAGAAGUUUGGGGACGAAAGGGAUGACAGACGCUAUCCUGGAUCCCACGUGAAUAUCAUGAAAGACGACGCCUUCUGGCAGAUGCUUCAGAAUGGGGACAUCAUGGUCCGCAAACCUGUCGAAACUUUUACCGAGAUUCUAAGAGAGAAAUUCUUACAGCAAAGGGACCACCCAUUCAUGAAUGUUUUAGACUUGGUGAUUAGAAUGCUUGACACCGUCAAGGACACACGGAUUUUGGCAUUGGAUGUCUACGAUACUUUGGACAGGAUUUACAAGCAAAAGAAAAUUGACCUGGAGAACGUCAAGGAUGACUCUUUGCCCGACAAUGACGACGCCCAGGAGCUGUCUCCGUAUCUGCCUCGAUUGUCUCUCGACCCCCCUGAUCGUCGCUCUCCAGAACGGACACGGGAAGGAGCUGCCGUGGCUGUCAGAAAUGCUGGUAAUGUUCCUGGAGACUUUCUGACCGCCUCCCCGAUGAAUUCAACCUCACCGCAUUCUCCUCGAGUUUUGCAUAGAUGGAAUAGUUCUGCGAGUGAAUUUGUGGGACGAUCUCGAAACGCUUCUAUCGCAUCCUCAAACAUGAGCACGCAUGGGCGUCACGGAAGCCAUGAUGAACGCAAUUGA
This is a messenger RNA of Letharia lupina, 3006 nucleotides long. RefSeq lists its product as uncharacterized. The record is from RefSeq and is a predicted model, not a curated record. NCBI's taxonomy places the organism in Eukaryota, Fungi, Ascomycota, Lecanoromycetes, Lecanorales, Parmeliaceae. The transcript has 6 exons. Gene Ontology annotation, molecular function: protein serine/threonine kinase activity; ATP binding. Gene Ontology annotation, biological process: peptidyl-serine phosphorylation; peptidyl-threonine phosphorylation. The coding region runs from base 1 to 3006 and encodes 1001 amino acids.